Messenger RNA from Myiozetetes cayanensis, 685 nucleotides. It is a transcript of the gene MBLAC1, whose product is annotated as metallo-beta-lactamase domain containing 1. The annotation marks the transcript as partial. The transcript has a single exon. NCBI's taxonomy places the organism in Eukaryota, Metazoa, Chordata, Aves, Passeriformes, Tyrannidae. The record is from RefSeq and is a predicted model, not a curated record.
AGGCCCCCUGAUGCCGGGUGGGCACCGCACGGCCCCGCUGGGCUCUCUGGAGGUGCCGGGCAGCCCGUACAGCGUGCGGGUGCUGCGGGUGGGCUACAGCAGCCCCCAGGCCGACGGCUCCGUGCUGGCCGACGGCAGCGUCACCCUGGUGUGGGGCGGCCCCGUCACGGCCCUGGUGGACACGGGGGGGCCCUGGGACCGGGCCCUGCUGCCCGAGCUGCUGCGGGAGCGGGGGCUGAGCCCCCGGGACGUCACCCACGUGGUGGUCACCCACGGCCACUCGGACCACGCCGGCAACCUCAACCUGUUCCCGGGGGCGGCCGAGCUGCUGGUGGGCUUCGACCUGAGCCGGGGGCCGGGGCUGUUCGUGCCGCAGGGGCUGGCGCGGGGGGAGCCGCUGGCCCUGCACGGCCCCCUCCUCGAGGCGCUGCCCACGCCGGGCCACACGCGCGCCCACGCCGCGCUGGCCGUGCGCGGCACCGCCCUGGGCACCGUGCUGGUGGCCGGGGACCUCUUCGAGAGGGAGGGCGACGAGGCCGAGUGGGAGGCCCUGAGCGAGGACCCCCCCCUGCAGCGCCGCAGCCGCCGCGCCGCCCUGGCCGUGGCCGAUGUCAUCGUGCCCGGGCACGGCCCGCCCUUCAGGGUCCUCAGGGACGAGCAGGGGGACGGGGACGGGGACGGGGAC